GAAGAGACAGAAAUGUGGAAAAUAAGGGAGUGGGAGAAGCAGACAGAAGAGACUUACUGGAAAAGGCAAAGCAGAAUGCUGUCGAAUGCCUCCAGUCGGAUGCGCAGUGAUGGCUUUGAUGAGGAGGGCCACAGGGCUGACUGGAAAACAAAGAACUCUCAAUUUCUUGAUCCAGUUGAAGAUGAUCUCCUUAGGGCCCGAUCCUGGAAUAAAAAGCUGUAUGAGUGUGAAGCCAACAUGCCAGACAGAUGGGGUCACAGUGGCUAUAAAGAGUUGUACCCUGAAGAAUUUGAUAUGGAUAGUGACCAGCAAGGAGGAGAUGAACAAAACACUAUCAAUGGGAAGAAGAAAUCUCAUCUGGAAAAGCAAACUGCUCAUGAGUCGCACAAGCGGAAAAAAACAAAGAAGUCGCACAAGAAGAAGCAAAAAAAGCGAUCACACAAAAAGCGAAAGAAAAAGGAGCAGGGGAAAACAUCUUCAGAUUCCUCCCGGGAGAGCGAGUGCUCAGAAGAGGAUACUUCGAGCACCCGGAAAGGGAAACACAAGCGCAAGAAAAAGACUAGGAGAGUGCCUGCCAAGGAACCUACCUCUUCUUCUGGGCAGGAAAGUGACUUUUCUCAUGCAAGCAACUCAACCACCAGCAGCUCUGAGGACAGUGCAUCUGAGGAGAAAAAAGAGAAACGGCCCCCAAAAAAGAGAAAGAAACGUCACAAUUCUGUGUCAGAGAGACACAGUGAAGUACCAGAGAAGAGGAGUAAGAGGAAGAACUGGAAAGUGGCCACUGAUGAAAAAUCGGAGGAGAGCUCAGAUGAGGACUGA
Molecule: messenger RNA, 819 nt
Organism: Opisthocomus hoazin
Lineage: Eukaryota; Metazoa; Chordata; Aves; Opisthocomiformes; Opisthocomidae
Source: RefSeq, a predicted model, not a curated record